Pseudoliparis swirei is the source of this 6434-nucleotide messenger RNA. RefSeq names its product SWI/SNF related, matrix associated, actin dependent regulator of chromatin, subfamily c, member 1a (gene smarcc1a). Lineage: Eukaryota; Metazoa; Chordata; Actinopteri; Perciformes; Liparidae. The transcript has 28 exons. The coding region runs from base 818 to 4147 and encodes 1109 amino acids. The record is from RefSeq and is a predicted model, not a curated record. Gene Ontology annotation, biological process: positive regulation of DNA-templated transcription. Gene Ontology annotation, cellular component: nBAF complex; npBAF complex; SWI/SNF complex. Gene Ontology annotation, molecular function: histone binding; nucleosomal DNA binding.
UGGGUUUCAAGGAGACAUGGAGUUGGAUGUCAUCUGCAGAUGAUAAGCAACAUUAUAAGUUUUGAUGAUUAGUUCCAGGUGGUAGUAAGUAUAAAGAAAAUAAUAUUAUAUACUAUGUACUACUAAUAAUAGUUGUAUUCCACCAAAUACUAGUCAGACUCACAGCUACAAUUUGGAAGGACUAACAGCUUCCACAUCCUUGUCAUAGCUUGGAAAUUUGGUGGGGCUAUUUAUUUUCUAACAAACAACAUUACACUGUGCACAACAAAUCAACAACACAUAACAUUAAGGCUAUCAACACAGAUCAGGUUAAACCAAACCCUGAAUACCAAAUAUUUAACAAACAUGUGCGUCCUCAUAACGAUAAAAUUAAAAAAAUGCACAAUAUAUAUAAAAUAAAAUAAAAUGUAAGAAGAUUAAAUGAACUAACAAAGCAAACACAACAAUAGUGCACAUAUGUAGCCAAACUACCUUACAGUGUCACGGUGUUGAGUGAUACAUUUGGUGAUUUAGUAUGGUCUUAUUGCAUGAUCUGUAUCUGUCCUUUUUUAUUUAUUUGGUUGUAUAUUUAUGUUUAUUUCAAUCUAUUUAUAUGAUAGUUAACUUCCGUGUAGUUAUAUUUUUUACAUUCCUCUUAUUUUUUAUGGAUAAACGUGUAAGUUGCCUCCAUCUCCCACAAACCCUCCAAAACGAAGUAUCGCGAGACUCAAACAUAUCAACGCGUCUGCGGCUGCGCAACAUCAUUCGAAAAUUUGCACGGUGAGCGACGCCGUGGAGGAGAGAGAGAAAGACCAAGCGGCGGACAAAAAAACACACAAUGGCGACGGCGGCGACAACGGCGGGCGGAACGGGCUCAGGCGGACCGGCCACCGGCCCGGUCGGCGGCGGGACCGCAGUGGGCCGAAAGAAAGACGGUGGCCCUUCUACCAAAUUCUGGGAGAGCUCGGAGACCGUGUCCCAGUUCGAGACGGUGCGGCAGUGGAUCGGCAAGCACUACAAGAAGUCUGUCCAGAAUGACUCUCCAUCCAGUAAAUCCUUGGCGGGUCUGGUGGUCCAGCUGCUGCAGUUCCAGGAAGACACAUUUGGUCGCAGGGUCAACAACUCUGCUCUCACCAAGCUACCUGCCAAGUGUUUCCUGGAUUUCAAGGCAGCUGGUGCUCUCUGUCACAUCUUGGGAUCGGUCUACAAAUUCAAGAGCGAGCAGGGCUGGCGUAGAUUUGACCUGCAGAAUCCUUCCCGGAUGGACAGGAACGUGGAAAUGUUCAUAAAUGUAGAGAAGAACUUGGUCCAGAACAACUGCUUGACUCGACCGACCGUCUUCCUGUCGCCGGACAUCGAGCAGAAACAAGCCAGUAAGCUCAAAGACAUCAUCAAAAGGCACCAGGGCUCCAUUACGGAUGACAAGUCGAAGGCCACCCACCACAUUUACCCCACUCCAUCCCAACAAGAAGAAGAAGAGUGGCUUCGUCCCGUCAUGAGGAAAGACAAGCAGGUGCUGGUCCACUGGGGUCUCUCCCCAGACAGCUAUGAUACCUGGGUGUCAGUCAGCGAGGUGGAUGGAGAAGUGGAGGACCCACCCGACACCGACAGACCAUGGAAGGUCCACGCCAAGUGGGUUUUAGACACGGAUGCCUUCAACGAGUGGAUGAAUGAAGAAGACUACGAGGUGGAUGACAACAAGAAGCCAGUCAGCUUCCGCCAGAAGAUCUUCCCCAAGGAGGAGGAGUCUUCCCGUACACCCGAUCGCAAGGAGCGCAAGGCCAAUUCUGCCAGCAGCAAGAAGAGGAGGCGUUCGCCUUCGCCGCCCAGCACGCCGGCCGAGUCCCGCAAGAAGGGAGGAAAGAAGGGGAACCAGGGGCCUCACUGGAAGCGACGGGGCCACAGAGGCGAGGAGGAGGACACGGAGGAGGACAUAACCAAGGACUUGGACGACUCCUCGGCUGGAGCCAGCAUCGAGGAGGGAAGCGUGUCCAAGAAUGCCAAUUCAAAGAAAGACAGUGAGAAUACUCCAGUGAAAGGAGGGAAUGUGGCCGAUAUGGAUGACAUGGAGGACGACUCCGUGCUGUCUGGUGGAAAGGACGAUGAGGAGCAGAGCAAAGCCGAAGUCAACCGGCUGAUGGACAACAGCGAGGACACCGUGACGGAGCAGACUCACCACAUCAUCAUCCCCAGCUACGGCGCCUGGUUUGACUACAACUGCAUCCAUGAGAUCGAGAGGAGAGCCCUGCCCGAGUUCUAUAACGGAAAGAACAAGUCCAAAACUCCAGAGAUAUACCUGGCCUACCGCAACUUCAUGAUCGACACGUAUCGGCUCAACCCUCAGGAGUACCUCACCUCCACCUCCUGCCGCAGGAACCUGACCGGAGAUGUCUGCGCCAUCAUGAGGGUUCACGCCUUCUUGGAGCAGUGGGGUUUGGUGAACUACCAGGUCGACUCCGAGAGUCGCCCGUUACCCAUGGGCCCUCCGCCCACGCCCCACUUCACCGUGCUGGCUGACACCCCGUCUGGCCUCAUGCCCCUGAACCACAGACCCCCACCGAUUCCCCCCCAACAGCCAAUGCCCAACUUCGCAGACAAAGGCAAAGAGAAGUCCAUCGACCUGCAGAACUUCGGCCUCCGCACCGACCUUUACAAGAAGAACUUCAAGGGUAAACUGGUCAACUCCACCAGGGAUUGGACCGAGCAGGAAACUCUCCUGCUGCUGGAGGCGCUGGAGAUGUUCAAAGACGACUGGAACAAAGUGUCCGAGCACAUCGGUUCGCGCACCCAGGACGAGUGCAUCCUGCACUUCCUGCGCCUUCCCAUCGAGGACCCGUACAUGGAGAGCACCGAGGCCUCCCUGGGCCCUCUGGCCUACCAGCCCAUCCCCUUCAGCCAGUCUGGGAACCCCGUCAUGAGCACGGUAGCCUUCCUGGCCUCUGUGGUCGACCCCAGAGUGGCGUCUGCUGCCGCUCGGGCAGCUUUAGAGGAGUUCUCCCGUGUGCGCGAGGAGGUGCCGACUGAGCUGGUGGAGGCUCACGUGAAGAAGGUGCAGGAAGCGGCCCGCAGCACGGGGAAGGUGGACCCCGCCUUCGGCCUGGAGAGCAGCGGCAUCGCUGGCACCGCCCCCGAAGAACCCGAAAGGACCGAAGCCCCGGAGGCAGAGAAGAUGGACACGGACACGGACUCCCAGCAGGCCGAUAAGGCGGAGUUGAAGGACGAGGCCGAGAAGCCCAGCGAGUCCGCGGAGAAGAGCGACAAGACGGAGGCCGUGGACAAGGUGAAGAAGGAGGGGUCGGAGCGCGAGGAGGAGAGCGAAGAGGGAGGGGACGCAAAGACGAUUCCAGCCGGUAACGACAAAGAAAAGGAAGAGUCCAUGGAGACGUCGCCCUCCGAGAAGGAGAAGCAGGAGAAGGCGGCCGUCGACGAGGAAGACGAGAAGAGGAAGAAGCUGGAGCACGAGAUCGGAGAGGGGAACAUCGCCACCGCGGCCGCCGCCGCCCUGGCGUCGGCCGCCACCAAGGCCAAGCACUUGGCGGCAGUGGAGGAGAGGAAGAUCAAGUCCCUGGUGGCGCUGCUGGUGGAGACCCAGAUGAAGAAGCUGGAGAUCAAGCUGAGGCACUUCGAGGAGCUGGAGACCAUCAUGGACCGAGAGAAGGAGGCGCUGGAGCUCCAGCGGCAGCAGCUUCUCACCGAGCGCCAGGCCUUCCACAUGGAGCAGCUCAAAUACGCCGAGAUGAAGGCGAGGCAGCAGAUGGAGCAGCAAGCCGCCACCCAGGCUCAAGGGCAGGGGCAGCAGGCUCCCGGAUCCGGACCCCACUCCGGGCCACCUCCAUCGGGCAUGCACCCCGGAGGGCCCCACCACGGAGGGCCCCCCCCGCCCAAUGGCGGCAUGCACCCCGGCUACCCGCCGAUGGGCCCUCACCACCCGAUGGGCCCUCACCACCCCGGACAGACAGGACCGAUGGGGCCGAUGCCGGGACGCAUGAUGACCGGCCCGCCUUCUGGCGGCCCCCCCCCCGGUGGCAUGGCUCCCAUGAUGCCCCCCCGCCACCCCGGAGCGCCCAACGGCAUGUACCCCGGUCCUCCAGCUGCUCAGGCUGAAGCGGUGCCUCCACUUCCUCUGGGUCCUCCAGCGCCCGCGAGUGGACGAGUGGCUGACAACUAAGACACACACACACACACACACACACACACUCUCUGAAGCUCUUUUUUCAUCCCUUUGCUGCUGGCUCGUCAUGUUUCCCCUCAACACUCAAAACUACAGUUAACUCUAUCAUCACACACUCAGGGUUCAGUGGCAAGGGUAACCCAAUUUCACUCACACACACACACACACACACACACAUCCAGACUUCCUCUCAGGGCGCAGCGGAAAGGGUCGUCGAGUAAUGAACACUGCUUUCUGCUCUCUCGGGCCACGCGGAGGCCGGAGAGAACGACUCGUGUACAGAAAACAAAACGAGCUCUCUUUCUCACCUUCUCUUUCCUACGCUGUUUUUAAAAUUACACUGUAACCCCCCCCCCUCUUCUCCCCCUCUCACCUCCCUCCUGUCAUUGUUACACAGAAACACACACCUCCUCUUGUCUGGUGCCUCUUUCUGCAAGCCGAGCUCUAGGGGGAGCUAGUGAGACCAGGCCUGGGUGGGUGUGUGUGUGUGUGUGUGUGUGUGUGUGUGUGCUGAACAACCUGAGCUGUAACACACCUACCUCUUCCUCCUCUUAUACACUGUAGUUCUGUGUGUGUUCAAGGGGGGUGGGGCUUCAUCAUGUUCAUCAUGUUUUUCAAGAUGUAAACGAUGUAGUUUCCUCCUCCGUCCCUUUGACCAAAACAAAGAUGGCGGGGUGGAGUUUUUUUGCCAAAUUAGACAGAAUUUGUUUCCCUUGAUUUAAUAUGAAAGAAAUUAGGUUGAAGUUGUCUUAAUUUCCAACACAUUUCCCGAUGAAACCAAAACCGACGUGUGUGUGUCCGUCUGGUGUCACUUCUCCGUGGCUCUCGACCCCCCCGUUGGUUUUUUUUAAGGCUCGGUGAUUUCCUAAAACAGCUGGUUGCUGUAAUUUUAAACGACGCCUUGGUUGGGGAAUAUUUUCGGUGGCGGGUGAAUCAACAACAAUUUGAUAUUUACUCAAACCGAUCACGUGUUUGUGGUGACGAAGGAGCCGCCGAGGUCACGGCCGCUUCUGGUCCUUCGACCGGAUUUGUUGAGCAGAAAUAAUCAAUAAUAAGACCGGCCGUAUCUUUUAUAAAAGUCAACGCAAGAGACUCCUGCCGCGCACUAACCACAGCACUAUAACACACACACACACACACACACACUCAGCCUUUACAGAUGCGGCUCGACUGAAGCGAAAGAACACGAAUGAAGCUCCUCCUCGGCGCGUCAGGCUUCUCGAUGUUUUUUGAUAAUGUAGCAGAGACCCCCCUCCCUCCCCGCCCCUACACCGUAUCCCCCUCCUCUUCCUCCUCUGCUCCUGACGCCUCGUGCUGCCCACCCCGCUCACCUCACAGGUGUUUCUUUGCUUUUCGGAGGACACGAAGCUCAACCCUCCCUCCGGUGUGUCGGCUCGCGGUUUUUAGUCCCAUCGUUUUGCCCGUGUGACGUUUUUAAGAGAAGUCAACGAGGGGAACGACCACCACGCGCUUUUUAAAGAGCUGAAAUAAGUCGGUCGAUGAUCUAAUCGGGAGCUUUUUUUAAAUCCUUGAUUAGAUGAUCAGACUAUCCGCUGAGCUUCCUUGUCUUUAUGUGACCGGCCGGUUUCGGGGUGCCGGUCGGACAGAGAUGAACAUCUGAAGACUUUGAGGAACAUUUUAUUGACCGAGACGAUUUUUUUAAAUCAAUUGAAUUCUUUAGUCGUGAGAUUUAAAGCGGGAACCAGACAAUAUAAAUCUAGACGGUAGAUUUCCUCGUCAGCCGUGACUGUUCUCGGCGGGAAGGGAACGAGUCGUCCCUUUAACUCGUUUCCCCGGAAGCUGACGUGGCGCCGCGUCUCCCUUCAGUUUCGACGUGAAGCGUCUCCUCCGUUCGCAUCUCUGCUACCUCUUCCUCGUUCGUCCGCUGGCUACCUCUUCUAGAAGUCUUUCUCUUAGCUUCCUAUUUCCUUUCUUUCCAUCUCCUCCCUCCCUCCUGCCUUGCCCAUGUGACUGCUGCAUUACUGUUGCCCUCUUCACCCCCCCCCCUCCUUUCCCAUCCAACACCAUACCAAGGCUUGUUAUGUAAUGUCACCUUAAUAUGACGGGACCCCCCCCCCCCCAUUUACGUAUAUUAUCUUUAAUCGAUACUUCUUUGUGUUAUUGGUAAUGUAUUUUUUAAGGAGAAGUUUUGUGUAGAUGGAAGUUAUCUCUGUUUGGAAGUUUGUAGAAUUUUGUUUUUAUUUUAUUUUUUCUUUGUUUUUUUUGUAUGAGGUCUGUUGGUACUUGGACCUAAGACGCUGUCGAAUAAACUGUUUUGUAUGAG